Messenger RNA from Tripterygium wilfordii, 1323 nucleotides. RefSeq lists its product as uncharacterized. Lineage: Eukaryota; Viridiplantae; Streptophyta; Magnoliopsida; Celastrales; Celastraceae. The record is from RefSeq and is a predicted model, not a curated record. The coding region runs from base 69 to 1088 and encodes 339 amino acids. The transcript is spliced from 2 exons.
UCGGGGGGUCGAGUCUCACCACCAACAACCUUCCCGGAGAAAAGGAGAUGGGUUGGGGGUAGCGGCCCAUGGACCCGGCUUGGAGAUGGGCCGUUACACCUAGAGCUUGGUAUAGCAGAAUAGAUGAUUAUUUUACUGAGCAAGGAUUUAAGAAAAGUUCUAGUGAAUCAACGCUCUACGUUAAAGAAGGUUUAAGUGGAAAAAAAAUCAUAAUCUCCUUGUAUGUGGAUGACUUAGUUUUGACUGGAAAUGAUGAGCAGCUCAUAGCUGAAUUCAAGAGACAUAUGAAAGAAAAUUUUGAAAUGAAUGAUUUAGGAUUGAUGAAUUAUUUCCUUGGAAUUGAAGUUGAGCAACAAGAGGGGCAUGUGUUUAUCUCUCAACGGAGAUAUCUCAAGGAGUUGUUGAGCAAAUUUAACAUGGAAGGGUGCAAAGCAGUGGCUACUCCUUUUGUCACUCAUGAGAAAUUUUAUAAGGAUGAUGGCUCUCCCAAAGCUGAUCCAAGUCUGUAUAGAAGUAUGAUUGGAAGCUUGUUGUACUUAUCUUCCACAAGACCUAACAUUCAAUAUGCAACAAAUAUGCUCUCUCAGUUUACGCAAGCUCCUAGUGAAAAUCAUCUCAGUGGGGUCAAAAGAAUUUUUCGCUAUCUUCAAGGAUCAAAGAACUAUGGAAUUCACUACCAUCAUGAAGUUGGUGGUACUCUGCAUGGUUAUACCGAUAGUGAUUGGGCAGGAUCUCUUGAAGAUAUGAGGAGUAUAUCUGGCUAUGCUUUUUCUAUUGGGUCUAAUAUUUUUUCUUGGAUUUCAAGGAAGCAGAAAACCACAUCUCAGUCUACUGCAGAGGCUGAGUAUGUGGCUGCUGCUCUGGCUGCUAAUCAAACAACGUGGCUGAGGUAUAUCUUAACUGACUUAGGUGAACUUCAGCAAGGGCCUACUCGUAUCCUGUGUGACAGUAAAUCUGCAAUAUGUAUGUCAAAGAAUCCUGUUUUUCACAGUCGUAGUAAUGAUCAACUAGCAGACUGCUUCACAAAAGGGUUGCAAAAGGUUAAACUUGCUAAGCUAAGGAGAAGGAUUGGUGUUCAGGAAAAAUAGCAUCAAGAGGGGGAUGUUAGACUUAAUGCUAUUUUUCCCUUAUUUUAAUGUCUUUUUAUGUUUCUUGUUAAACGGUGUGUCUUGUUGUCGUUUUGGUUUUAGCUGGGUCUUUUGUCUUGUGGUCUUAGGGUUUUGUCUUAUGUUGGUAUGUUAAACAAAACAUUGACUACUCUCUGUUCCGCCUCCUUUGGACCGAGAGCGAUAUAUUGAAUCUAUCUAUAUGGCUAUUGUUUGA